Messenger RNA from Ilex paraguariensis (yerba mate), 1101 nucleotides. Lineage: Eukaryota; Viridiplantae; Streptophyta; Magnoliopsida; Aquifoliales; Aquifoliaceae. The record is from the annotation of a GenBank genome assembly.
GUGUCUUCUCUAUAAAUUGUAGUAAGCGGCCGACAUAACCCACCCACUACGACCACCACCGCUACCCCCCCAAUCUCUUUCUUACCUUGGCAUCCUAUGAAACUCUUCCUCUUCCAAAAUCUCAGUCCCAACCCAUUUCUUUAUACAGUUAGACAUUAGUUUAUCGCUUGAAGCUUUCAACUUUAAAGCUCAACCUGUAACUCUCUCUCUAUGGAUUGAUUGUGUUGACACUGAGCUUUUAUAGAGAAUAUUGCUGCCAUUACUUAGCUUAAUUGCAGGACUCGAACUUUGAGUGACAAGGUUCCAGUGUAAAUAUGGGUCUCUCACCUUAUUCAACUCCAGCUGAUGCGGGCGUGCUAUGUGUAAUUCUGGCCAAUACGGCCAUUUCCAUCUCCAUUGUAAAGGAGAUAGUCCGGUCAAUCCUUCAUGUGGUUGGCAUCCGGAUUGCUUCCUGGGAAGAACAUUCCAUCGACAGCACCUCAAACUCCAUUGAAUGCCGUAGAUGCCCCUCAGAGUCCUACAUGGAGGAGUUCAGGAGCAGGACCCCAGCAGUUCGGUUUGAUACAGUUUCUGGUUGCACCAACCGGCCUGAGCAAGAGUGCUCGGUCUGCUUGACAGAGUUCAAACCCGAUGCUGAGAUAAACCACCUGUCUUGCGGCCAUGUUUUCCAUAACUCUUGUCUGGAGAAGUGGUUGAAGUAUUGGAAUGUCACAUGCCCUCUUUGCAGGAAUUGCAUGAUGCCUCAAGAAGAGGACGGUAGUGGUUGUCCGAUGUGAGCAGUUUACGAGCAAUGGUCCAACGAUGAAGUUUAGUGUACAGGAAAUCUACAUGAAUGCAUGCUUCAGCUUGGCAAAGGUUGAUACUUACGGCUAUGUGCUAGUAUUUCGCGUCCUCUUGUAGUGACGGGUCUGUGUGACCAGAAUUGUAUUGUAAAUAUUUGAUUGUGAAUGCUUUGCUGCACAAGAUAUCUAAUAAUGUUGCUUGACAGCAUCUUUUACACAGUAUUAGUAGGUUGUGACACAAUGUGUGUGUGAUUUGAUUACGAUACCACUAAUAUAUGGUCUGGUUACGACGCAAUGUGUGAUGGCACACACACACACA